This is a messenger RNA of Aspergillus oryzae RIB40, 999 nucleotides long. Its product is annotated as putative histone acetyltransferase (MysT1). Bases 1 to 999 code for a protein of 332 amino acids. Gene Ontology annotation, molecular function: histone acetyltransferase activity. NCBI's taxonomy places the organism in Eukaryota, Fungi, Ascomycota, Eurotiomycetes, Eurotiales, Aspergillaceae. The record is from RefSeq and is a predicted model, not a curated record. Gene Ontology annotation, biological process: regulation of DNA-templated transcription. The transcript has 3 exons.
AUGGCGCCUCCCAACAAUGCCCCGUCGCACACGAAACCGUCCGCGAACCGUAACGUGAAACACGUCGUGCUAGGUGACCUCCUUUUUCAGACCUGGUACCAGUCCAUUUACCCAGAAGACCUUGUGAGCAAGGAUACGGAUCGAUUAUACGUCUGUCGCUGGUGUUUCCGGUACUCGUGCGACGCAGACGCCUAUGCCAAACAUACACGGGUUUGCGAAAAUCGAACGACACCCCCGGGGACAAAGGUCUACGAUCAUGGCGGGUACGCGGUAUGGGAGGUAGACGGAGAGGACUAUAAAUUAUUUGCGCAGAAUCUCUCCCUGUUCGCGAAGCUAUUCCUCGAUCAUAAGUCGGUUUUUUUCGAUGUCGCGUCCUUCCUCUACUACCUCCUCACAUCCACGGACCCCGACGAUCCGGAGAAUUAUUAUAUCCUGGGGUUCUUCUCGAAAGAGAAGCUCUCAUGGGAUGCGAACAACCUUGCUUGCAUUUUGAUCUUCCCUCCAUAUCAGCAUAAACAGCUGGGCAAGCUGUUGAUGGGUGUGAGCUAUAAACUGAGUGAUUGGGAAAAGGACGGAGGCUUGAUAGGUGGACCGGAAAAACCACUUAGUGAGAUGGGACGAAGGAGCUACAGUCGAUUCUGGGAGGAGCGAAUUGCUCGAUAUUUACUAUUACAUGGCUCUGAUCCAGCAGACACGGAGGAUUCGUCACAGCAGAAGCCAAAGCCGCCCAAAAGCUCUCGGAAAAAGCACCCCCAAGAAGUCAUGACAGUUCAGGAUAUAGGAUUGGCCACAGGGAUGUUAACAGAAGACGUCAUUACAGCUCUCAAAGGCAUGGGAGUUGUUGAACCCACAACACCGACGAAAAAACAGAUGAGGGCUUUCUCGGACGAUGGGCACCACGCGCAACACCUGAAACCAGCGAUUCAGGAAGUGGUGAGGGUGAUGAAUAAAUGUAUAAAAUUAAUUUCGGCGAAGCCAGAUCUGGCCACCUAUGAAUGA